Messenger RNA from Opisthocomus hoazin, 1749 nucleotides. The record is from RefSeq and is a predicted model, not a curated record. Lineage: Eukaryota; Metazoa; Chordata; Aves; Opisthocomiformes; Opisthocomidae.
AUGACUCAAAAGCAAGUCUGCCAGCUGCCAGUGACUGGCAGCCUGGGGCAAAGCUGCCAGAUCAAUGUUGGGUCUUGUUGGGUGUCCUUCUUGUCUGCCAUGGGUGUUGGUGCUGGCUUCUCCUGCACCGGGGCAUUAGGGAGCGUGAAGGGUUUAGUGCUGAGCCUCUGGGGCUGCAAACAAGUCAAGCGUGGAGGUCAGAAACUUAUCCGAAAAAGAAAAAAGAAAGCAGCACCCCAUUCCCCACCCUGUCCCUCUCGGAAAGCCUCUCUGGAUGGCUGGCCCUGGGAGCCAGGGCGUUUGGAAAAGGACCAGGAAUCACAGGAGUGGGCAGUGCUGGUGCUGCCUCAAAUCCCCUGGGGUGCAUUCUCCGAAGUUGUUUUGGCUGAAGAGAGAGCAAGUGGGAAACUCUUUGCAGUCAAGUGCAUUCCCAAGAAGGCACUGAAGGGAAAGGAAAGCAGCAUAGAGAAUGAAAUUGCAGUCCUGAGAAAGAUCAAGCAUGAAAAUAUAGUUGCCCUGGAAGACAUCUAUGAGAGUCCGAACCAUUUAUAUCUGGUCAUGCAAUUAGUGUCUGGGGGAGAGCUUUUCGACCGCAUCGUUGAGAAAGGGUUCUACACUGAGAAGGAUGCCAGCACACUGAUUCGGCAGGUCCUGGAUGCUGUCUACUACCUGCACCGAAUGGGCAUCGUGCACAGGGACCUCAAGCCUGAGAACCUGCUUUACUACAGCCAAGAUGAAGAGUCAAAAAUCAUGAUCAGUGACUUUGGAUUGUCAAAGAUGGAGGGUAAAGGAGAUGUGAUGUCCACAGCCUGUGGGACUCCUGGCUAUGUGGCUCCUGAAGUGCUGGCCCAGAAACCCUACAGCAAAGCCGUGGACUGCUGGUCCAUCGGGGUCAUCGCAUACAUCCUGCUCUGUGGAUAUCCCCCCUUCUAUGACGAGAAUGACUCCAAACUCUUUGAGCAGAUCCUUAAGGCGGAGUAUGAGUUUGACUCUCCAUAUUGGGAUGACAUCUCCGAGUCUGCUAAAGACUUCAUUCGGAAUCUGAUGGAGAAGGACCCUAAUAAAAGAUACACCUGUGAGCAAGCAGCACGGCACCCUUGGAUCGCUGGUGAUACAGCACUCAACAAAAACAUCCAUGAGUCAGUCAGCGCUCAGAUCCGGAAGAACUUUGCGAAAAGCAAAUGGAGACAAGCGUUUAACGCCACAGCGGUCGUGCGACACAUGAGGCGGUUACACCUCGGCAGCAGCCUGGACAGCGCGAGCACCAGCGUGUCGAGCACCCUCAGCCUCGCCGCGCCGCUUCCCGACGCAGCCACCCGGAAAGAUUCUUUGAUUGUUGAUUUUUACCUCCAGAGUCACAGAGGCCAUCUCUGAUGCCAACAGCAGUGCUCUUGCUGGGAACACAAAACAAAACAAAAAAUCCAGAAAACCUCCAGCUGGCCCCUUAGCCUGCAGAAGAAGUUGUGAGGACAGGCUGCCCAUGAACUCUGCGAGCUGAAAGUCAGUGUUGCAGUGGCAGGGGCUUCCGCUGCUGAUUUUGCAUGUGACUUCAUUCCCAGUGCAUCCUAACUUUCUGCUGGAUCACCCCCUCUGCAGCACGAAAUGGAUAUUGGCCCCGCAGCACAGCUAGUGGGGAAGUAGGAGCACGGGGAAAACUUGGCAGUGAUGCUUUCCUGAGACUGUGUUACUCUGCUGGUGAUGUCUCUUCUGUCCUGGUUGCUAUUGUACAGGUGCCAUUAGAGUAGUGGG